This is a messenger RNA of Bacillus rossius redtenbacheri, 1429 nucleotides long. RefSeq lists its product as uncharacterized. The record is from RefSeq and is a predicted model, not a curated record. The transcript is spliced from 8 exons. The coding region runs from base 131 to 1282 and encodes 383 amino acids. Lineage: Eukaryota; Metazoa; Arthropoda; Insecta; Phasmatodea; Bacillidae.
UUAGGCUACGUGAUACUCAGACUUUUUAACCGUUUUAAAAGCUUACGCAGUUAAAGAAAUAAUUUUGAAUUGAACAAAAUGACAGACAGAUAAAUAAUUGGCAUACUCGCAUAGCUUCACAGGACUAUGAAUGAGGACCAAAUCAUUUAACUGUGAGGUGAUCACGCUCCUCGUGCUGACUAUCAUCCCCUGGCCAGGCCCCACCAUCUUCAAGAUAUCAUGCCCCCGAGACCACGCCUCCAUCGUCAGGACCCUUGUACAGAAGAAGUGGGUGCCUGUGCUGGAGAAGCACCAGGUGCGCAUCCCGGUGGAGUGCCCGUUCCACCCGACCCGGGACAUCUACUGGCCGCAGCAGGCCGCCAAGCUGCAGCACCGCCCCUCGCAGUGGACGUGCGGUCUGUGCGGCAAGUCCUUCUACGAGGAGCGCUUCCUCGACCUGCACUUUGACAACCGCCACAGGGACCACAUCAACAUGGCGGAGGACGCGGUGUGCCUGGCCGACUACUGCGACAUGAUGCGCUGCGAGGUGCUGCUGAGCCAGGAGGACGAGGCGCCCCUGGCGGCGGCCCGCGUCAACACGGACCUCGAGGUGUGGAGCGAGGCGGCCGCCCACCGCACCGCGCUGUCGCUGUCCGGGCCCAGGGACCUGGCGCGGGUGCUGCUGCAGGGACCGGGCGCCCAGACGCUCCCGCCGCCGCACCCGGCCCGCCCCCGGCGCCGCCCGCCGCCCCGGGGCAACGACACGUGCGGCAUGGUGGACAGCGCGCUGCCCCCCGCCGACACCCAGCAGCGGCGCCUGGGCGAGCUGCAGCGGCUCAAGGCCAACUGCAAGCCCGAGGAGCUGCACAAGCUCAAGUUGCGCUGCGAGAUAUUAAUCAGAGACUGCAUAGCUGGGCUCCUAGUAAACUUGUCCAUCCAAGAUUUCAAGGAUGUUGAAGAGGAGCUGAACAGGGCCGUGUGCUGGUACCUGACGUGCGACCGCUACUGGGAGGACUCCCCCGCCGACGCCCGCCUCUUCCCCUGGGGCCUGGUCUUUGUGCUGGUGAUGGUGCUGUCGCUGGGUAUAUGCCUUUGUUACUACAUCAUCUGGGUUCUGUUCGAUACAGAUGACACGAGCGUGGCUAGCGCCAGCGCCGCCGGCUCCCCGGCGCACCAGCCCUGCUACUCGGAGGAGUGCUACGGCGACGCCGCCCAGAACGAACACUACAUCUACGUCACGUACCCGCCCGAGCUGAAGCGGAGGCUUCUAGAGAGCUGCUACAACAGGACGACAAGACUUUAAAACGUAGAAGAAAUGAGUCGUCCUUAUAAAAAUUUUCACUACCAUGAAACAAUUAGAAGAUGAACGGUGAUCAAAAGACAUGUAAAGUGGUUUGUAACAUGUAUCACAUAGAUACCUAAUAAAGUGUGUCAAACGGAAACAUCACAA